UGUGCUCUUGCCCAUUCAAGAGUGGGACAUAUGACCAUGAUGCAGAAGACAUUCUUUGACUUGCCUCUCUUAAUCGGGUUUCUUGGGGUUAUGGGCUGACGAAACUAAUCAAAGCAGGAAUGGGAGUAAGAACCGGGCAUCCCUCAACGAAUGUUUAACAGAGAGCGCAAAAUAAGUUACAUUCAUAUAUAUAUAUAUAUAUAUAUAUAUGAUACGCAACCCAAUUCAAAUCAAAACCUUUUCUUCAGAUCCCCAGCUUCUCUUGAUUCUGUUCGCGACUCUGUCCACGAUCACGGUCAUGGAGUCCUUGCUGUUCAACGCCCGCUGGGUCCUCGACUACCUUCACACCAAUCGGGGUAAGGUCCUGAUCAGGGCCGGAUCAUUUGGAACAAGCCCCAGAAAGCUUGUGCAGAAGGCGAGGUACAUCAGCUACGAUGCCCUGAAGAAGAACAGUAUCCCAUGUAGCCAGAGAGGCCAGUCCUACUACAAUUGCGAGAAACAGGGGGAGGCCAAUCCAUACAAGCGCGGAUGCAGUGUCAUUACGCAUUGCGCGAGAUUUACUGAUUAGAAGCAUCGGUAAAGAACACCUACUAGAUAUUUUUUCGACUUUGAUUGUGAGAAUAUAAGGCAUGCGUGACUGAUGUUAGCAUUGCAUCGUACAUGGUUUGCAUGUAUAUUAUUGUUUGGCACCCUCUCCAUACUGUUAUUGAGUUUAACCAAAUAUUUAAGAGGCCAGUCCAAAGUUGUACAA
This is a messenger RNA of Punica granatum (pomegranate), 751 nucleotides long. NCBI's taxonomy places the organism in Eukaryota, Viridiplantae, Streptophyta, Magnoliopsida, Myrtales, Lythraceae. The record is from RefSeq and is a predicted model, not a curated record.